AUGUCUACGUCGGACAGCGGUUCCGUCGGAGGGCUGGGGGAAGAGACCUCAGCCACGCAACAGCAACACGCCGAGGAUCCGGCGAUUGCGAGGCUGGAGGGCCAGUUAUCGCAGCUGAUGAGCGUAGUGAUGGAGUUGAAGAGGAAGGAGCCUGGUGACGCCGUGGCGGGCGAUGCCAGUAGGGGCGGCGGUGCUGCCGUCCCAAGCCAGAGAGAGGCUCUGCCGCCCGGGGGCGGCGGGGUAUUUCCGUGGGAAACGGCCCGUGAUGGGCGAACUCAUCCGCGGGAAAGCAGCUGGGACAACAUACCGGGAGCGAGUCCUGGGGUUCCAGCGAGAGUGGCGGCUGGCUGGGCAAGUAGAUCGGGAGCGAACCCUGAGGGGCCAGCCGGAAUGAGCCCGGCGGUAGUCAGUACCGUGCACGCGAGCCUCCCGGAGGGGAGGAGGGCCACGAAGGGCCAGCGGAAGGCGGAGCAUGCUUUCCUCGCGAACCACGGUGGCAACAGGGGCGGAGCGCCCGGCCGCAGCAGCGGCGGCCGCAACAAGGGCGGCGGCGGCGGCGGUGGUAGCCAAAUGGGGAAAGGGGGUGGUAGCAAGGGCGGUGGUGGUGGCAACAGCGGCGGAGGCGGCGGCGGUGCAGGUAGCAUGCACGGUCGCUGCUUCUGGUGCGGAGAGAAGGGUCACCAGUCGGCCGCCUGUACGAAGCCCGAGCCUCUGCGAUGCGAGAAAUGCCUGGGCUACGGACACGACAAGAGCAAGUGCUCGUCCGAGCAGGCGGUGCUCGCGGUGGAACUGCCGGUCUUGGACGNUGAUCGAGGGGGUGUAGAGCAGGCCAGGCAGGAAAGGUUUGUGGCCGAUACCGGCGCAACCAACCACAUGUUCCCGAGCGCUAACGCGUUCGAAAACUACCAUGAGUGCGAUCGACGUUUGAGUGUCGCCGCAGGGAAGGAAGCCUUCGCCAUAGUAGGCUACGGCGACGCGAGGGUGACCAUCGGUUCUCGCGUUGGGACCACAGACCUGCUGUUAAAACGGGUCACUCAUGUGCCGGAGCUGAAUUACAACCUCGUGUCCCUCACAGCCCUUUUGAAGCAAACCAAGGGCCGCUUAGCCGCAGACGAGCGUGAGUUGGAGGUGUUCGUUGGUGGG
Molecule: messenger RNA, 1143 nt
Organism: Ectocarpus sp. CCAP 1310/34
Lineage: Eukaryota; Phaeophyceae; Ectocarpales; Ectocarpaceae
Source: the annotation of a GenBank genome assembly